Metarhizium acridum CQMa 102 is the source of this 1572-nucleotide messenger RNA. The record is from RefSeq and is a predicted model, not a curated record. Lineage: Eukaryota; Fungi; Ascomycota; Sordariomycetes; Hypocreales; Clavicipitaceae.
AUGAGAAUCCCCUCGCUCAGGCACACGGGCGUGGCUGCCCUAGUCGCCAUCCUUCCCGCCACCCACGCAUCAUGGCAGGAUUAUGAGGCGCAAGCCCGCACGCCAGCCUCGUGCCCCGACUAUACCGACUACUCGCAGAAGCCGCAUGCGCCGUAUUCCCAGGGGCCGUUGAAGCUGCCGUUUAUGCGGCCCAAUGAGGAGUGUCGGACGUUUAUGAGUCCUGCUGUUGAGAAAGUCAUCCGUGACAUGAAGGCGCGGAUACGAGAUGCCGACUUGGCCAGAUUGUUUGAGAACACGUUCCCUUCGACCUUGGAUACCACGGUCAAGUAUUUCGACCCCAAGGUGAAUUUGGCAUUCAUCGUUACCGGCGAUAUUACGGCCCAAUGGCUUCGCGACACGGGUAACCAGUUUGCCCAUCUGUACAAGCUUUUGCCGCAGGAUGACAAUCUCAAGGCGCUUGUCAAGGCCAUCAUCAAUACCGAGGCGCGAUACAUUUAUCAGUAUCCUUAUUGCGGCUCGUUCCAACCACCACCCGAGUCGGGGCUGAAGCCUACGGUGAAUGACUACGCUGCUAAAGUCAAUGUCAGCCCUCCCGUGAACAACCAGACCGUCUUCGAGUGCAAGUAUGAGCUGGACUCUCUGGCCGCAUUUCUCAAAAUCUCCCGGUCAUUUUACCAAAACACAAACGACACCUCCUUUAUCAAUGACAACUGGGAGAAGGCCAUGAGCACGAUCCUGCAGACCAUCAACGAACAAUCCCAGAGUUCCUGGUCCGACGACUGGGAAUUCAUCAGCUACUACAACUGGACAGGCACGGCCGGCUCCCUGUCGCCGCCGGUGCCUAACAACGGCAACGGCGAGCCCAAGCUUGCCAAUGGCCUUGUUGCCUGCAGCCACCGCCCAUCCGAUGACUUGUGCGUCUUCAACUUCAUCACCUCCGACAACGCCAUGCUAUCCGUAGAGCUCAACCACAUAGCCGACAUGCUCGAGGCCUCCCGCAAACUAAACCAAGUCUCCCGCCAGGCGCGCCAGUACGCACGCACCAUCCGCAACGCAGUCCUCCACCACACAAAGACGCCCAGCGGCAUAUUCGCCUACGAGACAAACGGCUACGGCGGCCAAUACAUCAUGGACGACGCCAACGUCCCGAGUCUCGUGUCCCUGCCGUAUCUAGGAUUCCUGCCCAGGAGCGACAGCACCUACAGGAAGACAAAGGACGCCAUGUUCUCGCGCUCCAAUCCGUAUUAUGCCGUUGGCAAGAAAUUCCAGGGCAUCGGUGGCCCUCACGUCAAUGCUACCUAUCCCUGGCCCAUGUCCCAAGUGUCGGGGAUUUAUGGAACCGACGAUGACGAAGAGAUCAAGGAGCGUCUUGCGCUCAUUCUAGAAAACACGUCUGGGUUGGGCCUUAUACACGAGAGUGUGCAUAUUUACAACACCAGUGACUUUACGCGUCCGUGGUUUGCGUGGGCGAAUAGCUACUUUGCUGAGAUGUUGUUGGAUUUGGCCGAGAGGAAGCCGGGGCUUAUUUUCAAGGACGACACGCCUUAUAUCAUUGGCGGCGGUGAGAAAUGA